Priapulus caudatus is the source of this 1433-nucleotide messenger RNA. RefSeq names its product bis(5'-nucleosyl)-tetraphosphatase [asymmetrical]-like. The transcript has 3 exons. Bases 156 to 611 code for a protein of 151 amino acids. Lineage: Eukaryota; Metazoa; Priapulida; Priapulimorpha; Priapulimorphida; Priapulidae. Gene Ontology annotation, biological process: AMP biosynthetic process; ATP biosynthetic process. Gene Ontology annotation, molecular function: bis(5'-nucleosyl)-tetraphosphatase (asymmetrical) activity. The record is from RefSeq and is a predicted model, not a curated record.
GGAAAUGUCAUCCGAGAUCCAAGGAUACAGUAGCUAGGAGAAGAUAUUAUAGAUAUUAGAGAAGAUAUGAUAUUAUAGCUCCUGCGGCAACGGUACGCGGACUAUAGUUACUAGAGCUAUAUUAUAGUUCCUUGACUAAGACAGACUGCUUCGUCAUGGCUGCCUCUGCUGGCGCAACGGCGUUGAGAGCAGCCGGGCUCGUAAUUUUUCGUCGGCACGGCGAUAAAAAAAUCACUGAAUACCUUCUGAUGCAAACAUCGUACGGCAACCAUCAUUGGACGCCGCCGAAGGGUCAUGUGGACCCGGGCGAAUCCGACAUGGAAACUGCGCUCCGGGAGACGAAAGAGGAGUCCGGACUCCAGCGGAACAGUUUUCAUGUGGUCGACGAGUUCCGACGGGAGCUGUGUUACGACGUGUUCAGCGUUCCGAAGACGGUCGUUUACUGGCUGGCCGAGUUGAUCGAGCCAGAGCCACUGACGCCCAUCAAACUGUCGGCCGAACAUCAGGCUUAUGACUGGUUGCAGCUAGAGGAUGCGUGCAGCAGAGCGGGUUACGAAGAGAUGCAGUCCUUACUGCGAGAAGCAGAUGCCUUCAUCAACUUACGUCUGUAGAAUCGCGGAGGCAGUGGCGGAUCGUCGACAUGAAUUUGUAGAGUCAUCUCUGCAUCUGCCUACGCUCCCCCAGCAAAGCCGCUACAAGAAACAAAGAAGAAAUCGUUAGAACAAAGGUCUGCGUCGAAAUCGCACGCUGAUCCCAAUCGAGCAGUCGGCAAAAUGGCGCAGCACGUCGUGUGGACGUGUCGAAAUGGAUUUACAGAUGCUCUUGUGUUCAUGCUGGCGGCGAAGGUUGUGACAUCACCGUCGACCGAGGAGUGAAAUCGUCGUUUGUCAUACGGGCUAGCCUCUAAAUGUUGAAGAGAGUUGAAAGUUGUGUAGGAUCGUUGCCCUUACGUGGUGCAGCCCUUAUAUGGAGCAGCCCUUACGUGGAGUUAGGCUGGGAAUGUUGGGAACAUGUGCGGCUAUUGUGAGAGAUGAGAAGGGAUCCUGAAUAUAAGUGUCAUGGUGGAUUUGAUCAACUGCAUUUAUAGCUCAUAUCAUUGCAUAUCAUAGUUUUGCAUCGACGUACGUGUGCAUACAUGCACAUUUUCCUAACUUGUAUUUAGAAUUAUAAUGCUAUAACACUUGCUCUGUUGUGUACGUCUGGCUUUAACAAUAUGCCUAUAACGUAUCUAAACCUAACGUAUCUAAAUCUAACUAAAAGGAGUUGGCGUCAGGAAGGGCAUCCGGCUGUAAAACUUUUGCUCCAAAACCAUUCCGUGAAGGAAUAAAACUGUCUAACCCCGAAAGGGAAAACGGACAUUAAACUGAUUAUAUAUUAUCAUGUAUAAUAUAUAAUACUUGUCUAGUAAAUAAACAUUAACGAUUAAUAUGAAA